AUGCCCACUUGUUCUGCUGCGUCCGCCAUAGCAGGGCAAUCUGAAUCUCAAAAUGAAGGUAUUGCUAUCGUAUCUUUAGCCUAGCCGUUAUCUGGAAGCAUUUUAUUUUCAGAUAGCCAUCGAAGGAUGCUGUCAUGGCGCCUUGGAUGCCACUUACUCUCAGAUCGAGACUCUCCAAACUCGAAACAACUAUAAAGUAGACCUCCUACUUAUCUGCGGAGACUUCCAAGCUAUCAGAAACGAACGCGAUCUACAAUGUAUGGCUGUACCAGACAAAUACAAGAAACUUGGAGAGUUCUGGAAGUAGAUACUAUACGGGGGAAAAGACUGCGCCUGUCUUGACUAUCGUCAUCGGGGGAAACCAUGAAGCCUCAAAUUAUUUCUGGGAACUGUACCAUGGAGGUUGGAUCGCGCCGAGCAUGUACUUUCUAGGCCACGCUGGUUGUAUCCAAGUGAACGGGCUUCGUAUAGCUGGUGCUUCUGGGAUAUUCAAACCUCAGGACUUCCAUCAAGGUCAUUGGGAGCGCUUACCAUAUACACCUAGUGCUAUGCGAAGUAUAUAUCAUAUUCGAGAAUACAACAUCCGACGACUAUCUCUUCUCUCACCUCGCCCGACCAUCUUCCUCUCACACGACUGGCCACAAUCCAUUGAACAACAUGGCGACUUGCGUGGCCUCAUUAGACGAAAACCGUUCUUCAAGCGAGAUAUCGAGACCGGUCAACUAGGAUCGCCUCCCCUCAUGGGUCUGUUGAGGACACUUCGACCCGAGUGGUGGUUUUCGGCUCAUUUGCAUUGCCGAUUUGAAGCUGCCGUCGUACAUGCGUCUGAUAACGGAGUCGGUGGUCAGCAAGCCGGGAAGGGUGCAGAAGGAACGAAUCCUGAUGAGAUUGCAAUCGAAGACGACGAGUUUGACAAGCCAGAAAAGGUUAUUACGGAGAAAACGAAUGAGAAGGAAACUGAAGCAACAAAUAAUGUGUCACGUAAUCCCGAUGAGAUUUUGCUUGAAGAUGAAGAGGAAGAUGUCGUUGCACCUCCGCCGCCGCCGCCACCGCCACUUCAGACCAAGUUCCUUGCAUUGGACAAAUGUCUACCUCAACGGAACUUCCUCGAGGUCAUCGACGUUCCAUCUCCAUCAGAUUUUGUCCCACCUCCAAACACCGAUUCCUCACGGCCCAUUAUAUCAUUUGAUCCAGAAUGGCUAGCUAUCACACGCGCUUUCAACCCCCAUUUAUCGACGACUCGCGCUCAGCUCACGUACCCCAACGAAUCCCAAGCGCGAGAGGCCGUCCAGCGUGAACUGGAAUGGGUCAAGACACAUGUAUUUGCGGAUCCACAGGAUGGUGGGAAAGGCAUCAAGAUUGUAGAAGAUUGUCAACAGUUUGUGAUGACCGCGCCUGCUCCUGGGAAGGAGGGUGCUGAUGGCAAACAGCAGCCACCGUAUUAUCCGAAUCCACAAACCACCGCGUUCUGUGCGAUGUUGGAGAUUGAAAACAAAGUUGACCAUGCACGCUAGUCAAUAGACUGCGUUUGUAGCUUUUGUCGUCAUUUCAUGUCCGGCGGGACCCUUGUCGAACAACGUAGGCCUUCGCAAGAAGACACGGUCUUCGCCAUCUGAUAUCUCUGAGAUUGUUCAUACCAGAGAAGUGAUUAAGAGAACACACCGUUGUUGUAAUGAUAGUAAUAUCAACAGUAUGGAGAGAAUGAAAGAUUGAGUCCCGUA
Molecule: messenger RNA, 1721 nt
Organism: Somion occarium
Lineage: Eukaryota; Fungi; Basidiomycota; Agaricomycetes; Polyporales; Cerrenaceae
Source: the annotation of a GenBank genome assembly